AUGAACAACAACAAACGCCUUCUUGUUUCGUUGCUGCGAAAUCAUGUAAGCAAAUCGCUCCUCCAACAUGGAGCAGCAAAACAAGCCAAAUCUUUACCAUCAUCGAUGACCCUACUUUUCACUCAAAAUCCCAUGGCCACACAACUACAUGGAUUUCAUCAAGAUUUGAUUUGUAAAUCUAAUUUAUCGUCAUCAUCAUCAUCGGACUCCAUCCACAAACACGUGCCUCCAAAGCCUUCAAGCACUACAACGGCUACAAGCGAAAAUACAGACUUGAAUGUAUCAACAGGUCCAACAACGACAACAACAGAAAAUCCAUCUCUCGUCGAAGAAGAAAAACCAUUGUUUUCCAAGAAAGAAAUUUUAAUUUUGGAAAGUGAAAAAGCAGCUCUUGGUCAUUUGUUGAAAAUUCUUGAAAGUGUUGAAGGUACUGAAGAGGAUAUUGAUUUAUUGAGAAAGAGUAUUUCGCAAUUGGAGGAACAUUUCUUGAUGGUCAUUGUUGGAGAAUUUAAUGCAGGAAAGAGUUCAUUCAUCAAUUCAAUGCUUGGAGAUCGAUAUUUGCGAGAGGGUAUUACACCAACCACUGCUCAUCUUCAUUUGAUCAAGUAUGGUGGAGAUUCAGUCCAAAAAUUCGAUGAAAGACAUCAAGUUGUAAAUAUGGAGCUUCCAUUGAAGUGGUUGAAAGGAAUUAGCGUUGUAGAUACACCAGGAACUAAUGCUAUUAUUAAGGAGCAUCAAACAAUUACAGAGACAUUUGUACCAAGAGCUGAUCUCAUUAUAUUUUUAACAAGUGCUGAAAGGCCCUUCUCUGAAAGUGAACAUACCUUCCUCGAAAUGAUCAGACGAUGGGGGAAAAAGGUUGUUGUGUGUAUUAACAAGUAUGAUCUACUUCAAAAUGAUAGAGAACGUGAAGAGGUUGAAGUUUUCGUUCGUGAUGGAAUUAUUCGUUUAUUGGGCUUUGAACCAAAGAUGUUUUGUGUCAGUGCGAGAAGUGCUAUGGAUUUCAAACAAGGCACCAGAAUUUCUUCCUUCUUAGCUCCUGAAGAACGAGAAAUUGCUGAAAAACAACAAAAGUCCAAACUUGUUGAAAAUUGGCUUGACUUGGAAAAGUAUAUUUUGCAAACCUUAAAUUCAAUUGAACGUGCAAAACUAAAGUUCCUUUCUCCAUUGGGUGUUGCUAACAAUUUGGCUGACAAGUAUUUAAACUCAACAAUCGAAGAGAGACUUAAAGUUUUGAAAGAAGACAAAAAAACAAUGGACAUUAUUGAAGAGCAACUACAAGUGUUCUACAAUGAUAUGAAACAGGAUUUUGAGCUACAACAAUCCAAAUUGGAAAAUAUUUUCCAUGAGCUUGUUGAACGUGGUACAUGUUUUUAUGAUAAUUUUAUUAAUUUAUCGAAUGUAUCCAGUUUGAUAAAUUCAAAGAUUGUAGCUGAAGAAUUUCAAAACCAAGUCAUUGCCAACACAGCCACUCAAAUUGAAAACCAUGUAUCCGAAGUCAUUGAUUGGAUUAUUGACCGAAAGUAUAGACAAUGGAAAGCGGUAACAGACUUUGCAAACAAACGAGCCAGAAUUUCUCUUCAUGAAGAUAAGCUUGUUGGAUCUCUUUCAAGUGAAUUCCAAUUCAAUAGAAAGGAGCUCCUUCUCAAGAUUGGUUCCAGCGCAGAGAAUGCUGUGCGCAAUUAUGAUAGAGAGCACAACGAUACGGACAAAUUGUUUGCAGAAAUAACAAGCAGUCUCAAGACAUGUGCUGCUGUCGAAGUUAGUGCCAUUACAAUUGGUGUGUCUUCUGCUUUGUUAAUGCCAACAGCAGCGAUGGCAGGUGCUGGAAUUCUUGGUGCUGUUGUUAUGGGUGCUGGUGGCUUGUACGCUCUACCUUACAAGAGAACAACAUUAAGAAAGAACUUUAUUACAGAAGUGAACAAGUUAAGAGAUACUUUAAAGCAGAGAAUGAGAGAAGAAUUUGAAAGAGAGUUGUUGGACAGUAUUGACAGCAUUAAGAAUUCUAUCACACCAUAUUCACGAUUUGUAAAAGCUGAACAUGAAAAGUUUUCAACUCAAAAAGAAAGAUUAAUUGAACUCCAAAAGCUUCUAAAUCAAAUCAGAAGGGAAAUUGAGAAUUUGCAAGAAACUGAUCUGGCAAGGAAGUAA
Messenger RNA from Naegleria lovaniensis, 2151 nucleotides. RefSeq lists its product as uncharacterized. Gene Ontology annotation, molecular function: GTP binding. The transcript has a single exon. The record is from RefSeq and is a predicted model, not a curated record. The coding region runs from base 1 to 2151 and encodes 716 amino acids. Lineage: Eukaryota; Heterolobosea; Eutetramitea; Acrasida; Naegleriidae.